Molecule: messenger RNA, 1608 nt
Organism: Fusarium tjaetaba
Lineage: Eukaryota; Fungi; Ascomycota; Sordariomycetes; Hypocreales; Nectriaceae
Exons: 5
Coding region: 1-1608 (535 amino acids)
Source: RefSeq, a predicted model, not a curated record
AUGGAUCUCAGCCCCAAGCACCGCGCAGAAGCCCUGCUCCUCAAGGCAGCCCGCGCGUACGGCAUCCCCGCCUCCAAGGAAGACGUGCAACACGCCCUAUCAGAUGCUUCAUUCGUCGACUGGGCGAACUUGCACCUCGCGAGCGAUCACCUCCUCACGGGUGAUGAGCUGGCACUGUAUACUGCGCUUGAUAAGAGCGGGCAGGUUGACAGGUUGGCAGACCUGCAUGAUCUGGGAGAGGUGCAGGCGGUGAGUGAGGAUGAUGUGAGGGCGGCGAUUGAGGAGCUGAAUAGGUCGACGGCUACGAUAUCGAAGCAGACUGAGACGCUGAAGCAGCAGCGUGAUGCGCUGGCGAGGUUGGUGAAGAAGCGUGAUGAGGCGGAGACUCAGAGGAGGGAUCUUGAAGAGGCGCGGCUUAACAAGACGAAACAUGCGUUGAAGAAAUUGGUGUUUGAGGUUGAUGGUGAGGCACAGAGUCUGGAGUAUCGUGUUGCAGAUCUGGAGCAGAUUGCUAAGGACUCGCGAUCGAAUCUUAAGAAGACGGUUGAUGCGGUGUUUCAGUCUGAUGAUAAGCUACUCUCGAGUUUGCAGAAGCUUGGGUGGGAGCUUGAUCAGCAGGAUCCAGAGGAGGAGAAGACGAUUGAGAAAUUGAGGGAGACUUGUAUGCGGCUGAUCAAAACAACUGUUGAGACGUUGAGGACGAGAUUGGAUAGGAUUUAUCUUGAGGCUAUCCUUGCAGCGGAGCGCUCGGGGGAUGUCAAGGCUGCUACCCAGGAAGACGUUAAAGCUCUCGAGGAAGAGCUUGAGUCGCUGUACUCGGAGAUCUUACCUGUUGCACAAAUGUCUGCUGAGCAGCAGCAUUUGGAACCAGCGCUGAAGGCUACGAAUGCUCAGAGCGGACAGAGCAUACAUCGCUCAGCGGUGGCAGUUUCUUACGUCAACGAGUGUCUUGACUAUCUCGUAGAAAGGAUAACACUGCUCACAGACCGUGUCGAAACUCUUAAAUCCCACAACGCAGCGGCAUCUUCCAUCAUCGCUACAGCCAAAGCAGAAUCAUCUGCCUCACUAUCCCCCGAAAAGAAGAAAUCUCUUAGAGCCGCUAUGCCAGCAUCUCCCAUUCGAAACCCCUCGCCAAUUCGCAUGCGCGCCAACACAGACGGUGCACGUCGCAGCAACAAUAACCGACGUCGCUCAUCCGGUAUUCUCGACGAACCCGCAAUCGAAGCUCUUCUCCGUGACUUAGCGCUCUCACUACCAGAUUCAGAAGAAGCUUCCAUUCAAGACCAAGUAUCAGCUCUGAACAAAGCUUUCACGGAAAGAUCUGGUAAAACUACAGAUGUGGUGCGCAAUGCACAGGAGAGUUUUGAGACGAGUGUUACGUCGAGGUUGGAUGAUGCGAGAUUGGCGAUUCAGCUUUUGAGGGAUAGUGUAUUGGCGGAGAGUCCGUUUGGGGAGAUUAAGAUGGUUGAUCCGGAGUUUGAAGGGUCGAUUGAUGUUUUGGGUCAAGAGGUGGAUAAGGUUAAGGAGAAGUUGGAUGGUGUUGUGGCGAAGAAGGCGUUGGCGAAGAGUGUGAAGAAGGAUGAGUUUGUACAAAGAUGGGCAUCAUAG